AUGAGCUUUUACUCCAAUUUACCGAUAUCCCCCAAUGAAGGUGACAACAAGUCAUCUUUGUACCCGACAAUUUUUGAGAUCUUGUCAGCACAGGAGAUUGAUUCAUUGUUGCCGGCAUCAAUAAGAUAUAUUCUGACAAAUUACUGGGUGGCGAGAUACCCCUCGAGACUUACGCUAGCUUUGAACAACUACUUUCCUGAAUGGUUUGGAGUGGCAUUGAAAGGAUUGGUGGAGUGGCAUCAUAUUAAUCGAUACGAUUCAACGUUUAUCGAAAAAUUCUAUGGGCUACAGAUGUUCAAUAGCACCAAUAAGGUGUUGAUGAAAGCGCAGAUGCACUCUAUGGAGAAUGAAAACGCAAGCAUGAAGCACUGGCCAAAGGGGCUCUGUUUAAAGCAACGCCAAAAACAUAUUCUUUUUUUGGAGAGAAUUAUUCUUCCCUAUCUAGGUCAGAAAUUGGACGAUUUGAGCGCGACACUAGCUGCACAAUCUGCCUUCAAUAAUUCCAAUAAUGUUUUUAACUUAAAAAGCUGGCUUGUUGAAACUGUCUACCCACUUUGGAAGAAGAUAUGGUAUUUCACGAAUCUGGUAACAAGAUUGGCAUUUCUGAGCGGCAGCAUAGGAUCUAUUACUUUCCUUGACUACCUAUUUAAUAUUGAAUAUACAAGAAUUAUGCUUCCUUUAAAGCCAUCGGAUUCAGCCAAUAGUAGGAGGCUUAAGGCAAGCGCUAGCCGCCCCCAAAAGACCAAUUUAUACGCGUUAUGGAGUCGAUGUUCUGUAUCAUUGAGCAAACUUAACGAAUUAUUAUCUUAUUCUGGAUCACAACUACUACCAGCGUUCAUAUUGAUGUUGAGAGUGUAUCAAUGGUGGACCACGCAAGAUAUAAGUGCAAAAUUGGAAAGAAAACUGAAUAACGUUGAUAAGGAUAUACCAAGGUCUUACAUUGGCUCCGAAGAAAGCGUCAGGUCGACAGGUAUUUGUCCCAUCUGCAAAAACGAGAUUCAAAAUCCAUGUAUCUUAGAAACAGGAUACGCUGCAUGCUAUCCCUGCGCCAUUGAUUUUCUUCCUAAAAAUGAAGGCAAUUGCCCUGUAACAGGCAAAAGAUUACUAGGGUGUCAGUACGAUAAAGAUCUUGGCAAGUGGAAAGUGAUCACUGGCGUUCGAAGGUUGUUAGUGUAA
This is a messenger RNA of Zygotorulaspora mrakii, 1176 nucleotides long. It is a transcript of the gene PEX12, whose product is annotated as ubiquitin-protein ligase peroxin 12. Gene Ontology annotation, cellular component: peroxisomal membrane; peroxisomal importomer complex. The record is from RefSeq and is a predicted model, not a curated record. Gene Ontology annotation, molecular function: ubiquitin-protein transferase activity; zinc ion binding; protein binding. Lineage: Eukaryota; Fungi; Ascomycota; Saccharomycetes; Saccharomycetales; Saccharomycetaceae. The coding region runs from base 1 to 1176 and encodes 391 amino acids. The transcript has a single exon. Gene Ontology annotation, biological process: protein monoubiquitination; protein import into peroxisome matrix.